AGAAAAUAGAAGCUGAAAAUACGAUUUUCAUUUUUAUUCACAUAUAUUCUGAUUAAUUAAGGAUAUAAAAUGGCAGAUAUUAUAAAGAAGGCUAUUCUGUUUCUUAUGAGCGAGCAGUGCUUUGAAAAUUACUUCUUGGACCUUAAUUUUUUGAAUGUUGAUUGCGGAAAAGCUCUUAUUAGCAAAGGAUUAGGUCUAGGAAUAAUUGCUGGAUCAGUUUUAGUGAAAAUACCUCAGAUUGUAAAAAUAUUUAAUGCCAAAUCAUCAGAAGGAAUUUCAAUUUAUUCUGUAUUACUCGACUUAUUAGCUAUAACUUUCCAUAUCAGUUAUAGUUUUGUCAGUGGCUUUCCAUUUUCUGCAUGGGGCGAUGGAACUUUCUUGGCUGUACAAACUGCUAUAAUCGCUUCCUUAAUCUACAUUUAUGGUCACAAAUCCAUUUUGAGAGCAUUUAUUUUCAUUGGAAUCUACUCGGCAUUAACGUAUAUACUGAUGGGUGGAAUUACUCCAUUAGAGUAUCUUUGGACAGCACAAGGAUUCAAUAUUCCAAUUCUUUUAGUUGGUAAAUUAUCACAAGCUUGGACAAAUUAUCGCAACGGAAGUACAGGUCAAUUAUCAGCUGCAACAUGUUUUAUGCUGCUUGCUGGAUCAUUAGCAAGAAUCUUCACAUCAAUACAAGAAACAGGAGAUAAUAUGAUGAUUAUCAUUUACAUUGUAUCAUCAUUUGCAAAUGGUGUGAUUGUAUCACAACUUCUUUACUAUUGGAACAAACCUACAGGACCAUCAAUCGUAGCUAAAGAUAAGCCAUCUGAAAAACCUAAACCAAAGAGGGCCAAGAAAGACGACUAAGUAGAUGAAUUUAUGAUCUACAGUACGAAAAGACUCUUAGUAAUGCGGUAAUAGAAACAUUUCAAAUAUGUUGUGGGUAAUUUAAGGCAUUCAAACUAUUCCAAGUAAUCUAAAUCAAUUGACAAAUUUUAAUAAAACAAAGAUGUUAAACUAGCUAGAAGACAAUUUAA
Molecule: messenger RNA, 1016 nt
Organism: Chironomus riparius
Lineage: Eukaryota; Metazoa; Arthropoda; Insecta; Diptera; Chironomidae
Source: the annotation of a GenBank genome assembly